GUUACGGCCUCUGCGCGUGCGGGUCACAGCCAAUGGGCGCCAGCCCGCGGUGGGCGGGGCGCCGUUCAAACGGGCGGCGGCGGCGGUGGUGUCGGUGUCUGUGGCGGCCGUGUCUAAAUAGGGCUGAGCAAGAACUGGAACAAGAUGACAUCCGUGCUCCAAAAUGUAAAGGCAACGAUGGCCUGGCGAAAACACCAGCUCCUAGCUGACUUUGAUGAGAAUGACAGCCCUGUACCUGACAAAUUCAAGAGAAGGGCGUCCUUCACUUCUCUCAAUUCCAUCUGCAUGUCUUUACGGAAGCGAGUACCAUUAAAGCAGGUACAGCUGAAUUUUCCUAAGACCUCUACUUGGAAAAGUCCGAGAGCAAGACAGAAGUGCCAAUCUCUUCAGAAUAUUAAAAGAACAGCAAAAAAUGCUUUUGGAACAGUGUCCCAGAAAAUACAGAAGUCUUGCCGAAGUCCAGUAGACUCAAUGGUGACCUUUCCAGUUGAAUCUAUCAGCAGAAGUUGUUCUACCAAGAAAAGAAGCACUACACCUCGAAGCCCUUGCCAUAAGAAGAGUGUUAUUCCAGCAGCCAAUUCCAAAGGCAGCACAAGAUCCAAUAAAAGAGCCUUGCUUGGGCCAGCACGGGUGUCAGAACAUAGAGAACGGAGGGGGGUUUCGUCCUGGUUUGGUAAAGAUGCUGUCUCUCUCCGGAGAUCAAGAAGAGCAGCAGCACUGAAGAGUCCUUAUUCAUCACCUGCGUCUGACAGCAGAAAGAUAGAGCUUGACUGCGAGUUGGAGCUGAUCUCCUCAGGGAUUUGCCAGUUGCAGCGUAUCUCCCAGGCAUUUGAUGAUGCCAUUGUGCAGGAGGAGAGGCAACGUGCAGUAUCAACCUACUACAGUCUAAUGGCACAAAGUUCGCAUCGACCUCAAAGACUUUCUCAUGCUAUCAGAAGGCAAACAAAGAAACACCAUGCCACACUUGGUAUCUACAGAUGUAACUACUGUUAGUUUAUGAGCACAUUCAAAGGAGAGCUCUGUAUAGGACUUGAAAGGGUGCAUUCUAUGCACUGAACAAGCCAUUACAUUUUAUAAUCUUUCCUGACAAGGCAGGUCAGGAUUUCCAUUGGUUUCUCUUUCCAAGUGAACAGGAGAAUCAGAAUUGUACAACCAUGUACUUCUCCUGCUGAGAUGAGAUACCAUCUUGAAUGUGACUUUCAUAAGGCAGUAAAUACUUUCAAACUUACUUUGAACUGACCAGUAGGAACGGCCAGAGCAAGAGCCACAAACUAAUGAAGGGUGACCACAGGUAAUAGUAGUAGACUGGUAUCCAACUGCCAUGAGUUACAGUUUUUAAUACUUUGCAUACUGAAAGUAUUGGUCUGUUAUUUUGAAAGCCUAACAUUUUUUUCUGUAUAUGAACAAACCAAAACCAAAAUGAAACAAUAGUGGCUUGAGCUGUGACCACAACUCCCACUCCAAGGCAACAGGUUUCUGUGGAGUCACUCACUCCUCAGGAGAGGAGCCACAUUAGGACUCUUAAUUCAUGGCUUUAAGGAUUGUUAUUAGAUAAACCUAACUAAUCCCAUUUUACGUGGUUGGGUUCCAGACAAAGCAGAGCAACUUUCUUGCUGCUGUUUUAGAUAGCAUCAAAACAGUUAACCAUUGCUUUUGUACUAUACCAUCUGUCUUAGUUAUAUUUAGAGAUCAAUUACUAUAAUUAAUGUAACCUCUUACAACAGCUGUUAUUGGCUAAUAUCAGAGUGCAUGUAUUUUAUGUGAUGAAGUCUACUAAGCAUUUGAUACCUGUAUUUUGCUUCUAAUAGCUUUUUUUUUAAAGUAACAUUCACUGGACAAGCCUUUUUUCAUAGGUGAUUCAGUUUAAUAAAGUUUAGUCUUUCAAACAAAAGCAAAGAUUUCUCAAGCUUCUAAAAUUCCUCCCCAGGGCUGUUUCCCAUGGUAGCAGCUUUAGUUUCUCAGAUUACAUUCACUCUUUAGAUGAACCUUAAAAAAAAAGAUUGAUUUUGGAAACUACUCUAUUUGAUACUAUUUGAGUUGCACAGUUUUAACGGGAACUACUAAAAGUGUAUUAAGUAUAAACAUUGGAAGCAGUCGUUUUCAAUUCUGAGUUAUGAGUAAGUAUUGAUUUUAAAUUUGCUCCUGAUUUUUCUUCUUUAUUGUCAAACUAGUGUACUUCAAAAUAUUGAAAGAAUAUUUCAAUUAAAGAAGCACAGAACCAACUCCAACUUUCAGGUUUUCAGGUGACUGAAAGCUUUAGUUUCUGGUAUUUCUUGAGGUAAUUUUCAUGCAUGUGUUUUGUGUUGUGUUGUUUUUACACCCCUUUUUAUAUGGAAUAGUAGCAUGAAGUUGUUAUUUGCAUAUACUGAAAGUACUACAUAGCCUUCACAGAGAUGGUGUCUCAUUACUGAAAUAUUUUCUCAUGUGACUUCAUAAAGCUCCAACCCUUGUUCCUCUUGGAAUGUCAAGCUCCAAUCUAACUAUUAUUUCAGAUAGGCAGAUGUAUUAAAUUGCCUCUAUUUAUAAUGUUUCCCUUGGCUACUAGGACAUGUAAAAUGAUGAUACAAUACUUCUCACAUCACUGGUAAGAAAAAUCAGUGACACUGCUUAAAGACAAGGAAGGUUUUAUUUAAGUGACUAAUCUGUUAUAAGAUUUUAAAAACCAGCUCACAUCAAAAUCUUUACCAGUUGUAGAAAUCUUACUCCUUAUUCCAUGUUAAGAAAUUCAUUACUGUACAUUUUUGAAUCUUUACAAGGCAGCCGUAAGAAAUAUAGACACUUGUCACCAGAUAGAACCUUUUCACUGACAAACAAUAUUUAAAAGUAUGCACCUAAUAAAACUAUAUAGACUGAAAGAA
Messenger RNA from Melopsittacus undulatus (budgerigar), 2858 nucleotides. It is a transcript of the gene PIMREG, whose product is annotated as PICALM interacting mitotic regulator. The record is from RefSeq and is a predicted model, not a curated record. Lineage: Eukaryota; Metazoa; Chordata; Aves; Psittaciformes; Psittaculidae.